CAGGAAGACCCCACACAUCUGGUGCGUCCCUCGUGCGCGCGCGGCUCCCGCGGACCCCUCAUUGGCUGGGACCGAGAUGCCUUGACUGCUGAUUGGCCCAAAGUUCCUGGGUUUUGUUUUGAUGUAGGUGCAGCAGCAGCAGCAGCGUCGGUCUGCUGGUCCCAUAAAUGAAAAGGAGGCGCAGGGCGGACGCUCAGUGAGCAGAGGCACCGAGACGAGGCAGCUGAGAGGAGACACGGGCAAGAAGACCCUUUAAGUCCACUUGUCACAUCGGGAGUAUCAGGUCAUCGUAAAACCAGAGCCAUGCUGGCUGCGUGUUUGGAGCUCCUCGGCCUGGCGAUGUGCGUCGCGGGCUCUCUGCUGGUGAUGGUCGCCUGCGGGCUGCCGAUGUGGAAGGUGACCGCUUUCAUCGACUCCAACAUCGUGGUGGCUCAGACCAUCUGGGACGGCCUGUGGAUGUCCUGCGUGGUGCAGAGCACCGGCCAGAUGCAGUGCAAAAUCCACGACUCGGUCCUGGCUCUGGCGCGGGACCUGCAGACGGCCCGGGCCCUGACGAUCGUCUCCGCCGUGCUGGGGAUCGUGGCCCUCACGGUGACGGUCGCCGGGGCGCAGUGCACCAACUGCAUCAAGGAUGAGCCUCUGAAAGCCAGAGUGGUGAACGCCGGGGGGGUCAUCUACAUCAUCAGCGGUCUGUUGGUGCUGGUCCCCCUCUGCUGGAUGGCCAACACCAUCAUAGUGGACUUCCACAACCCGCAGGUGCCUCCGUCCAAGAAGCGGGAGAUCGGGGCGGCGAUCUACGUCGGCUGGGCGGCCAGCGCGCUGCUGCUGUUCGGCGGGACGCUGCUGUGCUGCUCCUUCUCCCAGGUGGUGAGAGGCGCGUAUCCCAUCAAAUUCGCUCCCACCAAGACGAUCGCGGACUUCGGGGAGUUCGACAAGAAGCAUUAUGUGUAAACCGAAGGUCCGGGUUCUGGUGUGGGGGCAGAGCCGAGGCCUCUCCGGACAUUUCCGCUGUUAACGUUUGAGACCGUGUGCGCCAAGGGAUGCUGCGUCUGCUCGUGCUUUGGUGGCACUUCGGUACGCCGAAGUGCUGCUCGCGAGGCACGACGGGCACACCGUGGCUGCAACCGUUGUGCUAAGCGUGAACUGAAUGUAAUUUUUUGGUAGUUUUCAGGCAGCCCACGUUUAUUUACGCUCCUAAAGUCUGUUUUUUUUUUAAACGCACCACAGGUCCAGUCCGAGUAAAGUUUGAGGAGCCCGGUAAUUAACGAAUCCAAAAGUUCACACCGAAAGAAAAAAAGCAUUUAAAAACGGUGUCGCUGUGCAGGCCGGGUCAGGUGUCGAGUCCCGGCCGAACGGCCGCUCCCUCUCCCGGUGGACUCCUGCUGGCUCGGGGGGUUGGGUCCCCACGGCAAACGUGCAGCCGGCAGCGAGAGGCCCAUCGGACCAGUGUGCGUUCAUGUUGUGGUCACAGGAGGGAAUUUUGCAUUUGAUUAAUGUACAGUCUUUUCAGCUCCAUGUCUUUUUUUUUUUCCAUAGAAACUUUUUCUAAUAAAAA
This is a messenger RNA of Xiphias gladius (swordfish), 1555 nucleotides long. It is a transcript of the gene cldn5b, whose product is annotated as claudin 5b. The transcript has a single exon. Bases 304 to 951 code for a protein of 215 amino acids. Gene Ontology annotation, molecular function: structural molecule activity. Gene Ontology annotation, biological process: cell adhesion; bicellular tight junction assembly. Gene Ontology annotation, cellular component: plasma membrane; bicellular tight junction. Lineage: Eukaryota; Metazoa; Chordata; Actinopteri; Istiophoriformes; Xiphiidae. The record is from RefSeq and is a predicted model, not a curated record.